AUGACAGCACAAGUACAAUACAGUCUGGAGAACAAACGAAAACCACCCAGCCAGAACUGGUUAAUUUGCCUGCCACGUGCCGCUCGCUAUUGGCUGCAGGCGACUGAGGGACUGGACCAAGAAUGGGCAGCAACAAUGAAUGAGGACUGUGGAGGGCGGGUGGGGCAGGUGCCCAGUGGGGCUGCACUUGGGAAAAGGGCGGGCGGGCAGCGAGGCGGGAACCAGAGCGGGUGGGCAGCGAGGCGGGAACGGGAAAGGGAGGGCGGGCGGGCGGCCGUGCGGGAAAGGGAAAGGGCGGGCGGGCGGGAACGGGAACGGGAAAGGGAGGGCGGGCGGGAACGGGAAAGGGAGGGCGGGCGGGAACGGGAAAGGGAGGGCGGGCGGGAACGGGAACGGGAGGGCGGGCGGGAACGGGAACGGGAGGGAGGGCGGGAACGGGAAAGGGAGGGCGGGAACGGGAAAGGGAGGGCGGGCGGGAACGGGAAAGGGCGGGCGGGCGGGAACGGGAAAGGGCGGGCGGGCGGGAACGGGAAAGGGCGGGCGGGCGGGAACGGGAAAGGGCGGGCGGGCGGGAACGGGAAAGGGCGGGCGGGCGGGAACGGGAAAGGGCGGGCGGGCGGGAACGGGAAAGGGCGGGCGGGCGGGAACGGGAAAGGGCGGGCGGGCGGGAACGGGAAAGGGCGGGCGGGCGGGAACGGGAAAGGGCGGGCGGGCGGGAACGGGAAAGGGCGGGCGGGCGGGAACGGGAAAGGGCGGGCGGGCGGGAACGGGAAAGGGCGGGCGGGCGGGAACGGGAAAGGGAGGGCGGGCGGGCGGGAACGGGAAAGGGAGGGCGGGCGGGCGGGAACGGGAAAGGGAGGGCGGGCGGGCGGGAACGGGAAAGGGAGGGCGGGCGGGCGGGAACGGGAAAGGGAGGGCGGGCGGGAACGGGAAAGGGAGGGCGGGCGGGAACGGGAAAGGGCGGGCGGGCGGGAACGGGAAAGGGCGGGCGGGCGGGAACGGGAAAGGGCGGGCGGGCGGGAACGGGAAAGGGCGGGCGGGCGGGAACGGGAAAGGGCGGGCGGGCGGGAACGGGAAAGGGCGGGCGGGCGGGAACGGGAAAGGGCGGGCGGGCGGGAACGGGAAAGGGCGGGCGGGCGGGAACGGGAAAGGGCGGGCGGGCGGGCGGCCAGGCGGGAACGGAAAAGGGAGGGAGGGCGGGCGGCCAGGCGGGAACGGGAACGGGAACGGGAAAGGGAGGGCGGGAGGUCGGGUGGGCGGCCAGGCGGGAACUGUCCUCGUUCUUAA
Schistocerca gregaria is the source of this 1287-nucleotide messenger RNA. RefSeq names its product circumsporozoite protein-like. Lineage: Eukaryota; Metazoa; Arthropoda; Insecta; Orthoptera; Acrididae. The transcript is spliced from 2 exons. The coding region runs from base 1 to 1287 and encodes 428 amino acids. The record is from RefSeq and is a predicted model, not a curated record.